Messenger RNA from Striga hermonthica, 918 nucleotides. The record is from the annotation of a GenBank genome assembly. NCBI's taxonomy places the organism in Eukaryota, Viridiplantae, Streptophyta, Magnoliopsida, Lamiales, Orobanchaceae.
AUGGCCGGAGCCGUACCCGCCGCGCCCCUCCUCAAAGACGAGCUCGACAUUGUGAUCCCGACGAUUAGGAAUCUCGAUUUCCUCGAGAUGUGGCGUCCGUUCUUCGAGCCGUACCACCUGAUCAUCGUCCAGGACGGCGACCCGUCAAAGACGAUCAAGGUGCCGGAAGGUUUCGAUUACGAGCUCUACAAUCGUAACGAUAUUAAUAGGAUCUUGGGGCCCAAGGCGUCCUGCAUCUCGUUCAAGGACUCUGCGUGUCGGUGCUUUGGGUACAUGGUGUCCAAGAAGAAGUAUAUCUACACCAUCGACGACGAUUGCUUUGUUGCCAAAGACCCAUCUGGGAAGGACAUUAAUGCCCUCGAGCAGCACAUAAAGAACCUCCUGAGCCCAUCUACCCCUCAUUUUUUCAACACACUUUACGACCCGUAUAGAGAAGGUGCCGAUUUUGUCCGUGGGUACCCUUUCAGUAUGCGUGAGGGUGUCCCAACUGCCGUCUCUCAUGGCCUCUGGCUCAACAUCCCUGAUUACGAUGCCCCUACCCAGCUUGUCAAGCCUCUUGAAAGGAAUACCAGGUAUGUGGAUGCUGUAUUGACAAUUCCAAAGGGUACCAUUUUCCCGAUGUGCGGUAUGAAUUUGGGGUUCAACCGUGACCUGAUUGGGCCGGCUAUGUACUUUGGGCUCAUGGGAGAUGGUCAGCCCAUUGGGCGAUACGAUGACAUGUGGGCUGGCUGGUGCACCAAGGUUAUAUGCGACCAUUUGAACCUAGGUGUCAAAACCGGUCUCCCGUACAUCUGGCACAGCAAGGCCAGCAACCCUUUUGUGAAUCUGAAAAAGGAGUACAAAGGCAUAUACUGGCAAGAAGAGAUAAUUCCCUUUUUCCAAAAAAAAUACCGUGUUGCUUGGAUUAAGGGCAUUUAA